Messenger RNA from Prunus armeniaca (apricot), 216 nucleotides. The record is from the annotation of a GenBank genome assembly. NCBI's taxonomy places the organism in Eukaryota, Viridiplantae, Streptophyta, Magnoliopsida, Rosales, Rosaceae.
AUGACAGCGAUCGGAAAAGGAUCGGUCAAGGCCGACGAUCAAGUCUGGGCUAAAGCCCAGCCACAUCAGCCAUUGACGACGCCGCUGCGAACUCAAAAAGGUGUGGAUUUCAAGUUUUCCGACGUCGUUUCCGGUGACUCCGGCUGUUGUUUCCGUCGAUCGAGGUAUGAAACUUUAUCUAAUUUUCGUGCUCAAGCUGUUUAUGUAUGUGGUUAG